AUGCAUCCACAUACUACUACAUGUGGAGUUGCGCUUCAUCUUGCUCUAUUAAUAACCGCAAUCUGCAAUCCUGAGCCGCCCCAGAGAGAUCACCUACAUAAGUGCACACCUCAGCGUUAUAAGCCCAUGGCCAUGGAGGCGCAGGGCGCUCAAGAGGCUGACGAUGAGGCGAAACCCCCGGCACGACGCAUUUCCCUGGCAAGAUUGGGUGGAGAAAAGGAGGCAAGGCGCUGA
This is a messenger RNA of Trichoderma reesei QM6a, 234 nucleotides long. RefSeq lists its product as uncharacterized. The record is from RefSeq and is a predicted model, not a curated record. Bases 1 to 234 code for a protein of 77 amino acids. The transcript is spliced from 3 exons. Lineage: Eukaryota; Fungi; Ascomycota; Sordariomycetes; Hypocreales; Hypocreaceae.